Molecule: messenger RNA, 9811 nt
Organism: Eufriesea mexicana
Lineage: Eukaryota; Metazoa; Arthropoda; Insecta; Hymenoptera; Apidae
Gene: osp
Product: myosin phosphatase Rho interacting protein outspread
Cellular component (GO): actin cytoskeleton
Molecular function (GO): actin filament binding
Source: RefSeq, a predicted model, not a curated record
CGUUCUGUCAUGGAGAGCACAACGCGACGUGUCGUAAGUGUGCUCAAGUGUCGUCGUCGUCGUGGUCGUUGCCGUAGUGGUCGCGUGUGUAGUAUUUCGGGCCAUAUCGCGGGAUUAUCACAGUGACAGUCGACAGAGUUAGGCGUGUGCAAGGAUCGUGGUGCUCGUGGUGCUACUAUCGGUAUAUCGUGAACUGUGGCAAUCGAAUAAUUACAUCGUAGCCACGUCUCUACGUAUCAAAGGCGAGUUUUCAGGGGCAAAAGAGAAGUGGUCUUUCGUGGAUCAAGCAACCGCACACACAGGUGUGGUUAACGUUCGAUUCGUCGAACAAUCGACAGAUCGGCCAACGGUGCUGUGACAUGUUAACUACGGUGCAUGCCAUUGUGUCUAAUAAUAGAUUCGUGUGAUUCGGAGUGCCGCGUAUAAUCCACGUGCUCGCACGAGAACAGCGUACGGUAUUGGAGGAAAACAUUGUCAACAAGUCCAUUGGACCGUGAGGGUGAACGAGGACGGGGGCUAGUCACCUGCUAUAUCGCAUCCGGACAAACGUUUCGUCGAAUCGAGUCAAUAUCGAGGACGGUACGCGAGCGUGUUGCCGCGUGACAUAAACGCAUUGUAAACACACAAGCACGAGACGCACUCGUUUGUACAUAUUACGAAAUUCGAACGGAGUCGAGCACGUACAUUCUUCGUGGAGCGUAUGUAAACAACGAGCAGAGAAGCGUAUCGGAGUUUCUUCCGGUUACGGGCGACCAUCACGAGCGUAAUACUAUUCAUACAUUGGCGCGGAUUCGCACACUUUGCCGUUGGAAUAGCAAGCGACGCUUCGAUACACGGUCGAUCUUGGAUCGUGUCACGAACUCGGUUGCACCGUGCAAGCGAAAUCGACUGCGACUGCAGCAAACCGGGAACAUAUCGUUGCCGGCCGAUUGCUCGAUAAGUGGUGAUCCUCGUGCGAAACGAGAAUACGAAAUCCUGUUAACUCGAUCCGUUAACGUAACGGACACACGGAGAGUGGCCGCGGGGACUGACUCGUCUCGCUGGUGGCGCGUCUGCGUAAACGAAAUCGCGCGUAAAUAAAACUGUUCCGUGGCGACGAGGAACUGUGUCGAAGUUGGUGCGUAGUAUACCGGUCGCACGGAAUCGGUGCGUUCUCGCUGUGGAACGGCGGCGGUAAACGGUGACGAAGAAAAAAAGGGGGCGAGAGACGAACGAUGCUGCUGUCCGGUCGUCGCGGUUAAUUCGCACGUGUCGCGAUGUCGGGCGGCACGGCGGGCGUCCGUGGCACCGGCGCCGAGUGCAGGAAGUUCGCGCCGAACAUAUUCAACAAGAGCAAGUGCAGCAACUGCUUCAAGCAGAAGGAGGAGCACAGCGCGGAGGCUCUGGAAUGCAACAGGGCAACGAGGAAUAUGUCAAAAUGCGGAUACCUGUUCGUCGCCCCGGGCUGGGACUUCUCGAAUCCGCUGAACCGGACGAAGAGAUGGCAGAGAAGAUGGUUCGUCCUGUACGACGACGGGGAGCUGACAUACUCGGUGGACGAGCACCCGGAGACGGUUCCCCAAGCGAUGAUCGACAUGACCCGCGUGCUGGAGGUUGCCGCCGCCGAGGACGUCACUGGACAUCCCUACAGCCUCGCCAUCACCUCGCCGGAAGGAGUUACCUUCGUGAAAGGCACGUGCCGCGAGGAAACCAGAUGGUGGGCUGACGUGCUCGAGGUCUACUCGUGGAACAAGGGCCGGCACAAGAGGAACGCGACGUUCCCCGGUGGACAGACCAGCAUCCUCCAGGUCACUCCGGCGAUCAGAAGCAACACGCCGAACCCUCCUCGACCUCGAUUCAACAGCUGUCGCUCGGAGCCCCGCAGCAACACGUGGGUCCAGGAGAGCAGCGUGUCCACGGACCUGUGUCCAUCGGUGUUCUCCUCGGCACCGACCCUGGGGACCAACAGCACCUCGACGACGACAAGCAACGCGAGCAUGAGCAACGGGAACGCGGAAACCGUGAACGAGCAUCGGACCAGCAACGUGUCGCCUCUGAGGACCAGCACCCCGCUGGAGAACGGUGGCUCCGCCUACCUGUCCUCGGUCCCAUCCACCUCCGCGAUGAACGGCACCGUGUCCAGCACCGUGUUCUCCACCACGUCCACGUCCACCACCGCGUCCAGCGGCGCGUCCUUGUCGGAGAAGCCACCGAUCGUGCCCAGCGAGGGUAGGUCGAGCUACAGGGAUCAGCCGGCGAGCAGCGCGUCUCCACCGACCAGGGACAAGCUGAGAGCCGAGGACAAGGCCAGACGCAGGAUGAAUCAGCACGGAGAACGAGCGGGGACCGCCUGCUCCGGAGAGAAACUAGACGAUGACGCCUGUCGGAGAAUCCUGCUGGCAAGAGAGGGCAAGCUGCGAGACAUCGCUGCCUCCUUGACCCAGCCACGCGUCAGGAGGAUCAAGCCUAGAACCUCCGAGCCCACUCGGGACGUCGUGGAUGCGGCGAAUGCGGCUUACCAGGACAAAUUCAUCAGAGGUGAUCCAGACGGAUGCGGCCUUGACAUCUCCGGCAUUAGAUACUCCCCUACCUCCGAACUGAGGGUCGACCUGCCCGCCGAGGAUCUGUUGAACAUCAAGAAAGGCUGGCUAAUGAAACAGGGAUUGAACAAGGAAUGGAACAAGCAUUGGUUCGUGCUGCGCGGCUGCGGUCUCAUGUACUACCGAGAUCCCUGCGCGGAAGAUAAGGGUAUCAUGGACGGCGUCAUAGAUCUGAAUACCGUUACUGCCGUCACGCCCCUUUUAGUCGCAAGAAAUUAUGGAUUCCAGACUGUGGCCUGGGACGAUCGAGGAACUACCGUCUUGUCCGCGGUCACCGCUGGUAUACGGGCCAGUUGGAUGUCGGCCAUUCGGAGGGCUGCCAAUUUACCAGACCCGGACAGUAGCAGUGAUUCUCUCACCGUUUGUCAGGAUGGCCAGCCAGAUACCACUCCGCAAUCACCCACUGCAUCCAUCACGGACCGCGAAAGAGACUCGGUGGUUCCCUCGACCUCUGUCACGCCACGCUCAGUGCUGUUCUCCUCGGACGAGGAAUAUCGAACAGCGUCAGAGGGUGGCAGGAGAGAGUCAGGCGACUGGUCCGAAGUGCCCGUGUCACCACCUCUGGUGAGAAACGGCGACUGGCCCAGCGGAUUGAAGGGUUCCAGCUGGUCAGACUCGGCGAACCACGAAUGGUCGGAAUUACCACCGUCGCCGCCGUUAACCAGAACGGCGCUGUCGCGAGUGAAAGCUCGGUCCAGAUCAAGCUCCAGGUCUAGAGUGUACAAAAGAAGCUGCAGCUCGCCUUUGAGUUCAAGGAGGAGCACUUUGGACAGCGUGAGGUCAGAGGAUCUAAUGAUGGCUUGCUGCGAACUCGGAGAAGACGAGGAGCAGCACAACGGGCACAUGCAGAGCAACAGUUGUCUCUCGAGCGCCAACGAGAGCCCGCUAAUCGUGGAAUUGCUGGAGAGCCAGGUAUCCCUGCUGCGUGAUCAGCUGGAUCAGAAUCAGUCCCACCCAAGCACGCUACUAGUCAUUAUCGAGCGUCAGGAGAGCGAAAUCGAGAGCUUGAAGUCGCAGCUGAACACGGCGAAAGCGGACGUUGCCAGCGCCGAGAAAGAGCUGUCUAGGUUGAGGCAGCAGAAGGCGGAAGCUUCCAUCAGAGAGAAGCAGGUGGACGAGCUGUUGAACACGAUUCAGAGAACGGAGCAGCAGAGGAACAAGGAUUUGGAGGACCUGGAGAAGAUGAAGAAGAUGUACAACAGGGACAAAGAGAUGUUGGAGUGUAAGUUACUGGAGACGGAGGCUAUUCUCAGGGAGACCAGUGAGCGGUGUGAGAUGCUUACCAAAGAGUUGGCAUCGAGUCAUAGAACUGUUGAACAUCUGCAAUCGGAGAUAGCUUCUUUGAGUAACAGACUGUCUCAAGGGAUAGACGAAAACGAGCGUUUAUAUAGCAAAGUCAGAGAGUUGGAAGACAAAGGAGGAUUGUCCGCUGCGAGGGAGCGUGGGCGGAGUUUCGAUUCUCUCAGCGAUUUGACGAAUAUCGAAUUAGAUCUGGACCUGAAUUCGCUCGACAAGGAAAGAAUCGUGGAAGAGUACGACGAACUCCGAAGCCGCUUCGAGAAAGCUAUCCUGGAGAUACGCGCGAUGCGCAAGGAACUUCGCGAAGCGCAUGCGAUACAGGACGCACUGGAACUAGAAAUCUUCGCUCAUAAGCAGGAUGCAGCUAGUGUCAGCGAGACGAACCAGGCCCAGAUACAGUUAAUGGCAGCCAGGAUCCAAGACUUGACGAACAAGCUUGCGGCCAGCGAAAAACAAGUAAGGACGCUGAAACAGAAGCUAACAAAAGUCGAAACCAGGGAUAAGAGGAGAUCGCUAUCAUUGAAGGGCCGUGAGUCUUUUCAAAUCUCCCAAGAGAUGGAGGACAAGCUGCUGGAUCUGGAGAACAAGAUCUGUGCUAUAGAACGCGGGAAGAGCAUCAGCACCCCCGUGUCGACUGGAAGCAGCUCGAAGGAGUCGAGUCCGAAUCCAAAGAAGGAGAAGAGGAGGGAUGGCAAGAGUCUGGAUCGUUCUAGAUUAAGAAGAAAAUCGCUGGACAGUGCAACCAGCUCCGAACCGAUGAAGGUAUUGAUCAGACUGAGUACGUUGGAGACGAAAGUGGCGAACGUGGCGGAAAAUAUGGCGAGCGACGCCGAGAAGGACUCCAGCGAGUGUAGCGAGAUCAGUGCGUCUUCUACCAGCGAAGUUUCGUUAGAGAUCAUCGCGAGGUUAAGGAAAUUAGAGAGGGUGGUGUCAAAGUCGAAGAGAAGGCUGGAGAAAUGUUUAGGUUCGACGCAAGCGGAGGAUAAAGCGGAGAAGUGUUUACGCGAGGUAAACGACAUCCUGGACUCGUGCUUAGAAUGUAAGAAAACCCAAGCUAGCGCUCAAGUGACCGAGUCAGUAGGCGUAGUGGUAUCUAGACUAGAGACUAUACUUAAAGAUAAAUUGAGCGAACUCACGAAGAGACGGCAGACGCUGGAGCAGAACGGCCAGCUGGACGAUCGGGAGAAGAUGAAGCUGAUCGCGGAGAGGGUGGCGUUCGAGUUUGUCGUUCUGAGACAGGUCAAGUGCGCGGUCGGCCGGUCAUUCGACCGGAGUGCCGUUCUCAGUGAAUUGGUCGAAACUAGUCAGCUUGCCUCAAGCUUAAUGCGUAAGAUUCACGGAACUAAGCCCAAAACGUACCAAAACACCAGUUACAUUCAGUAUCUUACUAGAGUGUUAGCUAAUAAGUUAGUACUAGUAGGUGGCGUGGCCGCGACGGAAACCACGACUAAAGAGGUGUCCGCAGCUCGUAGCGAGAGCUUAAAUUUUUUGCUACAGAAACAACGCGAGAUGAACGAAGUCGUUCGUAGAUACAAAGAGACGAAAUUGAGGCAGCUCGCGGAAGCUCUGGCCGCGGAGACGCUGAGCAUGUCCGAGCAGGAAGAUUCGAACAAACAGCAAGUGAUGAAUUCGAGCAGAAAGUUACUGGAAGAUCGACGAAUUAGAGAGGCAUGGGCAUUGGCUCAGGAAACGGUGAGCAAAGAGUUGGUACAGGCGGAAGUGUCUCACGUGAUCAUGCGAUGUGGUCAGACGUACGAGCAGAACAUCACGAGCAUCACCGAUGCCUGCCUCAAUUUCGACAACACGGAGAGCAUAACGUUGGAAUCUUGGAUCGAUGCGGCGCAGGCUAGGCUGCGCCAGGAGAUGGAACUAUCCACUCACGAACUGUCCGACGUGUAUGAGGAAUGUCUUCGUCAGUUGAAGAAGAACAAGUCGACGAUGGUCGAAUCGAAAUACGAGUCCCGACAGCUGUUAACGGACUACGCGGACGUGAUCGCGCACAAAGCUUUAAUAGACGCCAGAAUCGGGCUUCUUCAGGAGAACACGAGACAGUUGACGACCUUCCCUGGAGAGACUUUCGUAUCUAGUCUAAUCCGAAACGACGACGUUCUUUCGAGUCUGCUAACAGCAGACGAUCACGAGUUCCAAAGCAAUCCGAUUCUCGACGCGGAGUACAGUUACCUUUAUCAGCAGUUUAGCAAGGACUGCGAGGACAGGAUAUCAGGCUCGAAGCGUACCUCGAAGGAGCAGAUGAAGAACGUCGGCCAGAGUUUGCUCUACCUAGAGGAGGACUUGGUGGAGCUGGGCAAACGCGUUCGAGAGAGAUUAUGCGAGAAUAGCGAGAACACGGCGUGGCCGUCGAAGUCAUCGUCAGUCAUCGCGGACUGGUCUAGCGUGUGUGAAAAAUGCUCGCAGCUGCGCGAGCAGAUCAAGAAGCUGAGCGACCACAUGAAUAGCGUGACUUGCAAACAGUGCGACCAAUUGCAGGAAACCAUUCAGAGGAUAACGGUGGAGCACAAUAAAGAAUUGGAAACGUUGAAGCGCAACCAGGAGAGGGACUUGAUGGACAUCAAGGGUGAACUAGACAGUCAGCGGCAAUCUUUAACCUCUCAGUACGAACUGGAAGCGGCCAGUUUACGAGAAAAGGCUAGAAAAUUGGAACACAGACUGAACGCCAUGGAUUCCGAGCACUCUGCUCACGUGAACGAACUUAGAGCCGCUUAUCAACGAUCGAUGAGCGCGGAAUUGGACACAGACGCGGAAACACGGAAGAGGUACAAGGAAGAGAUCAAGCAGCUGCGAGCGUUGUGCGAGAAGGGUCUGCUCGCCAUGGAGAACUCUCACAGACGCACCAUUUCCGAAAUGGAGGAGAAACACCGUCAGGAAUUGGAGAAUUUGAGGGUGGAAAAGGAACAGGCGCUAUCGGAAGAGACUCAAGCCACCUUGGCGGCUCUGGACGCUAUGAGAAAGGCUCACGAGCACGAGGUACAGAAGGAAAUAGCUAAAUUUAAGCAAGAAUUCGUUAAACAAAUGCAGGCACGCGAGGACAUUGGCGUGCUUCACAAAGAACACGAGGAAGAGAUGGAGGAGAUCAAGCAGGAAAUCCUUUCGUUAUCCGCAAAGUACUCCUCGAAGUGCGUAGAGUCUGCGGCUUUGGAGGAGAAGGUAGGAUCCCUCACCAAGCAGCUUGCACAAGCGCAACAACACAUUAUGCAACUGGACGUGAGGAAUAAACAAUUGAGGGAGCAUUUGGUGUUGGAAACGAACGACAGCACGAUAAACGACACCAUGCACAUGUUGAGGGGCAGAGACAACGAGAUUGCCGAGCCGAGGGAGGAUAUUCAUCGACUGCAACAGUUGAAGCAUGGGGAGGCCCCUCGUGAUACGUCCGGUGUGCCAUCGAAAUCUCCGUCGCUAAGCUACUCGCCGCAGCGUGCCCGGAGUAGUCACGAGCCGCUGCUGAGAGCGGCGAGCAGCGAGGAGCAGAGAACGACCGGCGAACGGCCGAGAAGCUCGCUGUCCACGUUGCAAAAGAGCACGCCGGACAAGCAGGCCGCGUUCUCGUACAAGCUUGAACGCGUUAAGUCGGUGUCGUUGCCUUACUCGAGUAACUUGGUUAGGCCGGGCAGUAGUUCUGGCGUGCCGUCGCACGACAGGAAAGAGGUGAGCUUAGGGCAAAAGAGCCAGGAGCGUAACGGCCUGGCAUCGCCGCUGUGGGACAGCCUGAGACCGAGGAGCGGACUGCCCCAUCAGUAUCAAGGUGGCACAGCAGAGGUGCGAGUCGACGGCGCCGGCGGCGGCUGGCAGAGCAGCAACAAAACCGAAAAACAGCAACACUCGGAGGCAUACGGCUUCCGUGCCGACAAUCCUCGCGCGUCCCGCCUCACCCCGGAACCCCCAGCUCUCUCCGUUGCAGAGCUGAUGAGGUCUCCAGCAGUGAGGUGGUCCAGCAGAAGUUGUCGCAGCUUGCCUCCAACGCCCACGCCGAGUUAUCAUCACCCGCUCCACCCCCCACUGCCAGCGGUGGGCAUGGUCGCCGAGAGGAAGAAACGUUUCGAGCUCUGAAUUGCUAAUCACGGGUAUACCAUCGAGUCAUCCGGGGACGAUUCAGCGUAGCGAUCAUCAAGCACGACACACGCCAUCCACGAUAACUCGCUGAAUAUCACGCAAAUUAAUUCGCACGUACGAUUGUCUUCGAAUGGUGCUACACACAUACACUGGUUGCUCGUUCUUAAGUCUUCCUCGAGAGAAGACACAUAGAUUUCGACUUAUACAUUGUCACCCGUGAACGAAUAGCAUUUUUCUUGCAUUUUAUUCAUUUUCUUUGAUAUUCCGAAUCAUUUGUUAAUUAUUUCCGGUUUGUUCUCUGUUUUUUUUUUUUUUUUAUGUUUCUCGUUGACAGUUUAUACAGGCAUCUCGUCACUGCCAUAGCAAAUAGAGCUUCGACGGUAGAAUGGAGCAAUGUUCGUGUCAAUUAAUACGAUCGCCCGGGAUCGUGCUCGUCGUAACGUAACGAUAUUGAGCAUGUUUAUCAAGUAAACAUGAUUCAAUAGCCGAAACGAGGCUCUGGUCCCGCGCGAGGCUCGCGAGUUCUGCUUUUACGGUUGGACGCCUAUCAGCGCGUGAUAGGUCGUUUUCGAAGGGACUGUCUUUCUUUUUCGAUCACACCGAUCGAAUUUUUACUGGGUACCAUUUACACAGGCCGCCUCUUUCGACAGGGGCGGUCGUUUGAUACGCAUUUAGGCUUUCGAUACGUGAACUUUUUCCCGUAGGACCGAGUAGUAGUCGUUUCGAUCGACUUUCGCGAACGACGUGCGUUUCUGGGGCAUUAUUUCAGCUAUCUGCCGUUUCUCGUCGCUUUGUCGAUAAUUAUAAUUAUAAUUGCCACUGCGGCGCAAUCGAGGUAUCUGUAAUUAUCAACGUAAUUUGCCUCUCCUGUUCCCAUUUAUAUACGAAUCCGUUUCAUAUUCACCGACCGAGUAUAUCGAUACUAAUGGGCUUGAAAUUGAUAUUGAAACUUUUUGUUGAUGACGGGAAACGGCAUAGAAAGCGGCAGAUGCGAGAAAAAGUACAGUAGAAUGUCGAUUAUUCGCAGGUAUUGUCGGUAAUUAAAUUGACAGGAUAUUAUUCGUUUCGGGCGCUCGAAUACAGGAAUCUCUGAAUACGUUUGUAUUAGCUAGACCGGAAAUCCGGAUAAUUAACAGUCUACCGUACUCUUGAGUCAUGUAUACAGUCGUCGUGGUAGUUAACGCAAUGUAACGCAUAGGUGUAUCGGUGUGAAAGUGUAUUGACAAAUAAUUCGUCAAGGUCGUUGCGUUUACGUUUUAAUAAAAAGAGAAGAAAGGAAAAAGGAAUGAUUUCGUACAAUCAUGGGAUUCGUUGUUCGCCAUCUUGUGACUUUACGAGGGGGCUAAUUUUAAUCGACGAUCGGCUCAAAGUUCGUUUUCUAGGGAGGCUUCGAUUACUUUUUUUUUUUUUUCCAUUUGUUGACACGUUGUUCGUGGCUAUUAUUAUUAUUAUUAUUUUUUAUUUGUUUUGUAAAGACGAUUAGCGUGUUAAAGCGAUAAAAAAGAAAAAAAUAAACGACGAGGUUUCGUCGCGGCAAGAGAAGACAAGGGACGCAAGAUAUAUUCUUUUAUUUCUCUCUUAUUUUCUUCACGGUUCCCCUUCUCUUUCUUUUCUCUUCGCACUGUUUCUCGUUAAUUCUUCGUGAUCGAAAAUAUUUGUACGCUUGUUUCGCUCUUGUUAUGUAUAGAUUCUGCACAUAAUUGAAUAUAAUACGGCGUUGUCACGUUGCACUGUGUAUUACCGCAUUCUCUCAUUGUGUAAAUGUUUUUGUCGGAUCGCGAUAUUAUCAUUUUUUUGAUGUUAAUACUGUAUAGUUUAUGACGUUUUCAAUUUAAGGAGCAAGAAAGUAUAAAUAGCCUAGAAUU